AUGCUCUUGGAUGACACCAAGCAUACGACUUACAUUCACAACCUGGAUCAAGAAUUAAUCGAAGACGACUCUCCUGGUUUGGUCUUUUCACCAUUCGCGAAGAAAGUCCUCUCAGUCCCUCAAUCCGUUCUAUCCGGCUCGAAACCCUCGGGAAAAGAACUCGUUCUUUAUACGGAACCAUCUUCCCUCACAGUUCCUAGGGAAAAAGAUAAUGUUCGCAAGGCAAUUCUUGAAUCUCGAGCACGAGCUAGAGAGAAGGUUACGGAGAAUGAAGCUAGGGAGAAUGAAGUAACGGACGAAGAUUUAUACGAUCCAAUGGAUAUUGAUUGA
Messenger RNA from Penicillium concentricum, 330 nucleotides. RefSeq lists its product as uncharacterized. NCBI's taxonomy places the organism in Eukaryota, Fungi, Ascomycota, Eurotiomycetes, Eurotiales, Aspergillaceae. Bases 1 to 330 code for a protein of 109 amino acids. The transcript has a single exon. The record is from RefSeq and is a predicted model, not a curated record.